CCAACUCUUCAGCCACAGUCUCUUACUAAAGGAAGACAUUGCCAGUUCUGUUCCAGCAGAAAACAAGACUUUCGCAAUGGACUCUUUAGCAACAUCAAUCAACCAGUUUGCCCUAGAGCUUAGCAAAAAGCUAGCUGAAUCUGCUGAGGGUAAAAAUAUUUUCUUUUCUCCCUGGGGCAUCUAUACUUCCUUAGUCAUGGUAUAUUUGGGCACCAAAGGCUCCACUGCAGCCCAAAUGGCCCAGGUGCUUCACUUUAACCAAGAACAAGACAGCAAAUCUUGUCCUGAAAGUGAAAAGAAAAGGAAAAUGGAAUGCAAGGUUGAAGAAACAUAUUCUGAUUUCCAGAAACUUAUCUCAGAAAUCAAUAAGCCAGGCAAUGCCUACAUACUUAAAGCAGCCAAUAGGAUAUAUGGGGAGAAGACUUAUCCGUUCCACAGUAAAUAUCUAGAAGUCAUGAAAAAAUACUUUGGGGCAGAGCCACAGUCUGUUAACUUCGUGGAAACUUUUGACAAAGUCAGAAAGGAGAUCAACUCUUGGGUUGAAAACCAGACAGAGGGUAAAAUCCUGGAUCUUCUUCCUGAAGACUCUGUGAGUUCUACAACCAGGAUGGUUUUGGUGAAUGCCCUUUACUUUAAAGGAACUUGGGAACAUCAAUUCUUAGUCCAGAACACCACUGAAAAGCCUUUCAGAAUAAACAAGACCACAAGUAAACAAGUGCAGAUGAUGUCAAUGCAAGAAAAACUUCCAGUAUUUCACAUAGAAAAGCCACAAGCCAAGGGCCUCCAACUCUACUAUGAGAGCCGUGACCUCAGCCUGCUCAUACUGCUGCCAGAAGAUGUCGAUGGACUGGAGCAGCUGGAAAAGGCCAUUACCUAUGAGAAGUUAAAGGAGUGGACCAGACCAGACCAGAUGGAGUUGUAUGAAGUGCACCUACACCUCCCCAGGUUGACAUUCAAAGAGAGUUACGAUCUCAAGUCAACCCUGUGCAGUAUGGGGGUAAUUGACGUCUUUAAUCCAGGCAAUGCUGAUUUCUCAGGAAUGUCUGCCAAGAGAAAUCUGUAUCUGUCCAAUGUCUUCCACAAGUCUUUUGUGGAAAUAAAUGAAAAAGGUACAGAGGCUGCAGCUGGCACUGGGAGUGAGGUGAGCAUUCGAAUUAAACUCCCGCAUCUUGAAUUUAAAGUUGACCACCCAUUCCUACUCCUUAUCAAGCACGGCAAAACCAAUGGCAUUCUCUUCUUUGGAAGGUUCUAUUCUCCCUAAAUCCUGCAUAUCUCUCAUUGGACAAGACCAUUUUAUAGUGUUUAAAAAUCCCAUAAGAUGGAAAAACACAGUUAUAAAAAAAAAUCACUUUGCCUUCCGGACCUUUUUCAUGUUCUAAUCUUGAAAGAAUGCAUUCUACAGAUUCUUUCAUGUCUAUACAGCUAGAGAGGAUGAUAAUUUUUAUUUUUACUACAUGAACAGCAUUUUGUCUUAUUGUGUAUUUUAUUUACAUUUAUCUUUUAACAUUGCAGAACUACCAUGUUAUUCAAUGGAAUGCCUUAGACUUCUUGAGCUACCCAGUGAUUCCAUUAUCAUUGUCACUUAAUGUACUUCACAUACACCAGUAAGUGAAGAAAAGCCUUUAGUGAGGCCUGAUUUCUCAGGUGUAUUGAUAAUGAUAUAUAGUUAAAUGUAUGUGACAUUGAUAAAUAAGAAAUCUCUCAAGAAUAGCAUUUGGUAGUUUAUAAAUUACCCCUGUACUAUUAAAAAAUGCUAUGUGACUCUUAAAAAAUACAUAUGUUGACAUUAGUGGAAAAACUAAUGAAACCCAAAUGAAGUCUUGUGUUUUGUUAAAUGUAAUGUGCUGAUGUUAGCAUCUUUGCUUUGACCAAUGUUCCGUGGUAACGUAACAUGCUCCCAUGAAGGGAAAAUGGGUGAGCACUGUAGGGCACCCCCUGCAUUAUUAUCUUUGCAACUUUUCUGUGAAAUUAAAAUUAUUCAAAAGUAAAACUUUUCUUAAAAAUAA
Molecule: messenger RNA, 2006 nt
Organism: Choloepus didactylus (southern two-toed sloth)
Lineage: Eukaryota; Metazoa; Chordata; Mammalia; Pilosa; Megalonychidae
Product: serpin B10-like
Exons: 8
Coding region: 77-1261 (394 amino acids)
Biological process (GO): negative regulation of endopeptidase activity
Molecular function (GO): serine-type endopeptidase inhibitor activity
Source: RefSeq, a predicted model, not a curated record